Messenger RNA from Oncorhynchus tshawytscha (Chinook salmon), 2315 nucleotides. RefSeq lists its product as uncharacterized. The transcript has 10 exons. The coding region runs from base 1 to 1968 and encodes 655 amino acids. Gene Ontology annotation, biological process: proteolysis. Lineage: Eukaryota; Metazoa; Chordata; Actinopteri; Salmoniformes; Salmonidae. Gene Ontology annotation, molecular function: serine-type endopeptidase activity. The record is from RefSeq and is a predicted model, not a curated record.
AUGGCGAGGCGCUGGCGUCCGUCAUCGGACCACUUCCCCCCUGCCAGCUGCCAUUUUGGGUCAACAGGUGGAUUCAGGACAAAGAGAAAGGAAGGGGGAGAAGAAGAGGAAGAACGCUCACCCAUCUACUCUCUCUCCAAGAGCUCCAUGGACAUAGUCAUGGCAACCGGACACCAGCAUCUGCUAGACCCGGCCUGGGCAAAACUGGAGCUGAGACACACACACACCCUCAGCUGUGUCCUCACCCCUACCUUUAAUAUCCUCCCUACCCACAACUCCACCUUUAACCUCACCUCUACCCUCACCACUACCUGUAACCUCACCUCUACCCUCACCUGUAACCUCACCCCUACCCUCACCUGUAACCUCACCCCUACCCUCACACGUAACCUCACCUGUAACCUCACCUCUACCUGUAACCUCACCUGUAACCUCAUCUACGAGGCUCGUUCCCCCCACAAGCAUUCUUCUUCCCCCUACCCCUUCCCCUCUCCUUCCUGUAGAGCUCAAGGUGAGGAGGGUCUAGUGGAGAGGGGCAACAAUGAGCUGGUCCCACCCCAGCCAGGGUGCACCAGUGUGGGGACAUGCUAUGGAGAGAAGCCCCCUAUCCUGAAUGCAAAACCCAGUCCCAGUCGGUCAAGGUUGAACCUGAGGUCAUCGCUUGGCUCCCACUCCAACCUGAUGUUGCCUUCUUCCAGUAUGUUCUCUCUGGACAGCCCUGGAGAGGAGAGUGAGGAGGAGGUGAAGUGGGAGGAGAGCAGCUCUCCCCCGCUGGGGGAGAUGGGGAGGAGGAGGUCCUGUCUGAAGAUGGUGGUACAGGAGGAGGAGAGGAGGAGGAGUGGAGAGAGGGAUCACAGCAAGAGGAGGAGUAGUAUGAAACAGGUGCAGUGGGAUGAAGAUGGACUGACCUGGGAUGUUUACGGAGCCUCCCUGGACCCAGAGGUGCUCAGCUCAGCCUUACAGAUGUGUGUAGUGAGCUGUGGACACGAGGCAGUGAUUCUGCUGGAGAUGGUUGAUGUUCCAGGACCUCCGCUCCUAUCUCUGCUGCUGCUGUUGAGUGUGUCGGCUCUGCCUGCCGGCACAUACACCCUGACCCCCGGCAGACUGCCCCAGGCCCAGCACAAAGUCCUGCAACUAGACUGGCCUAAGGACUGUGGCAUGGCACACUACAAACCCAACAUGGCUGAACGGAUCGUCUCUGGCAACGAGGCCAGACCUCACUCCUGGCCAUGGCAGGUCUCCUUACAGGUUCGUCCCAGAGGCAGUAAGCACUACAUCCACGUCUGUGGCGGAACCCUCAUCCACAAGAAUUGGGUCCUCACCGCUGCCCACUGCUUCCAGAAGGGUAAAGCCGAGGAUGCUGGGAGUUGGAGGAUCGUCCUGGGGAAGCAUCGGCUGAAACGUUCUGAGACGCCCGAGAGGACUAUCCCGGUGAAGAGGAUCUACCGUCACGAGCACUUCCGUUACCCCACGCACAGCGAGCUGGACUAUGACAUCGCCCUGGUCAAGGCUGCCACUGACAUCGUGCCCAACAACCACAUACGCUAUGCAUGCCUGCCGCGCAAACAGAUCAACCUGAAGCCUGGACAAUACUGCUGGGUGACCGGCUGGGGAGACACUCGGGGUGGGAAGGAGAAUGUGUCUCUGGCUGAGGCUCUGAACCAGGCCCGUCUGCCCAUCAUCGACUUCAAGACCUGCCGUCAGAAGAAGUUCUGGGGAGACCGCGUCAGGGACUCCAUGAUCUGUGCCGGCUUCAGAGACACAGAAGGACCACCUGCUGCCUGCCAGGGUGACUCAGGGGGUCCUCUGCUGUGCCAGCUGGGGCGUGACAGGUGGGAGGUGCACGGUGUGGUGAGCUUCGGCCCCAUUGGCUGCACCGUGGAGAACAAGCCCAGCGUGUUCACCCGCACCGCCAACUAUAUCCCCUGGAUCGAGGCUACCCGCAUCAGAGACUUCUUCCUGCACUAGACCACACUCACACAUAACCUGACAACCCCUCUGCACCCAUCAAACUAUAGCAUUGUUUUUUGGGGAGAGAUACCAUAUUGCAGUUUGUUUCGUAAUCACACUGAUGGAACAAUACUGAAUCAUUGACAUGUCCAUUACCUAUCAAUUUUGUCUUGAGCAUUCUGUCCUGCUAAAUGUAACAUUCAGAAUCAUGUCAUCCCAUUUUAAAUGGUGCAUAUUUGCAAUUUGUAUGGCACUUAUGACACCUUGACCACCACCCUGUCCCCAACCACUGCUCCACUUCCGGGUUGUACUCUUUCCUGACUACAUUUCCCACCAUGCACCCAAUAAAAUGAGCAGAAAAAGCA